AUGCGUCACGCGCUGCGCGCGCGGAGGUGCAUCGCAAGCCGCGAGCUGCCCCAGCUCUGGGAAAGAGCAAGGUGCCGGAGCUCCCUCGCAGGGUCUCUGCAGUCGGUCCCGGCCUCCCUCCGAGUGCCUCGCUGGUCAAGGCCGUUCUCCACAGAGACCCACGAGUUCAAGGCGGAGACAAAGAAACUACUGGACAUUGUAGCCAAAUCCCUGUACACCGACAAGGAGGUUUUCAUAAGAGAGUUGAUCUCUAACGCAUCAGAUGCGUGUGAAAAGCUCCGAUUUCUGCAGGGGACGCAGCAGAUCAAGGAUGUCAACGAUGCCGACGCGCCGCUUCAGGUAACCCUCAGUGUGAGCGAGAGUGACAGGAAGUUCGUCAUCGAGGAUUCCGGCAUUGGCAUGACCCACGACGAGCUUAUCGAGCAUUUGGGCACCAUAGCGAAGAGCGGCUCCCUGGAUUUCCUUCAGCGUGGAGAAUCCGAUGCUAGCAAGAUAAUUGGUCAGUUCGGCGUUGGCUUCUACUCGACUUUUGUGGUUGCAGACAAAGUGGAGGUCUACACGAAGACGGCUGAUAAGGAGAAGGGUGAGCAGGGCUACCUGUGGACUUCGGAUGGUUCUGGUAGCUUCACCGUCUCCGAGGUCGACGAUGUGCCUCGGGGCACUCGGAUAGAGCUGACUCUGAAAGAUGAUGCUACCGAGUUUGCAAAGCUGGCAACAGUCAAGAAAUCUGCUCAAAAGUUUUCUUCUUUCAUCGAUUUCCCAAUCAACAUCAAGGAGGAUGGAGAUCCAAAGCCGAUCAACAAGCAAGAGGCCCUGUGGAUGAAGAGCUCCGCUACGGAGGAGCAGCACCUGGAGUUCUUCCGUUUUCUCAGCGGCAACUCAUACGGCAAACCCUACUACACCUUGAUGUACCAGACGGAUGCUCCUCUGUCUAUCAAAAGUUGUUUCUAUGUCCCGGAUCCAGACAAUGCUCCCAGCCGCGUAUUCACAAAAGAUCCCGAGAUAGGCAUUUCGCUACACUCGCGGCGAGUUAUGGUCAAGAAGCAUGCGGAUGGUGUCAUCCCAAAGUGGCUUCACUGGAUGAAGGGCAUUGUGGACUGUGAGGACAUGCCCAUGAACAUCAGCCGCGAGAACAUGCAAGAUACGCGCCUCAUGGAAAAGCUCAGCAUGGCCGUUGUGCGACGCAUUCUGCGAUUCCUGCAGCAAGAGGCCAAAAAAGAUGCUGAGAAGUACAACAAGUUCUUCAAGGGCUACGCCUACUUCCUCAAGGCCGGCAUCAUUGAGGACAAGGAAGGCAACUUCAGUCGCCACAAGGAUGACCUCUUGAAGCUCUUGCGCUUCGAGUGCUCCAACAAGCCCAAGGGCGAGUUGGUGUCUUUGGAGGAGUACAUGAGCAUGGCGAAGGAGGGGCAGCAGAACAUUUAUUAUUUCUGCUGUCCUGACAGACAGACAGCCUUGUCGUCGCCGUACAUGGAGCAGUUCGUCCAGAGACAGCGAAAUGUUUUGCUGAUGUACGAAGACAUCGAUGAGUUCGUCGUCAAUGCCAUUGAGGGCUUCAAGGACAGCAAAUUUGUGUCUGUCGAUUCGGCAGACAAGAAUUUCGAGCUUGAUCUGGACAAGCCCGAGGAGGAUGAUAAGGAGGACAGGAGGGAGCUCACUCAGCAAGAGAAGGACGACCUGCAGAAAUUUAUCAGGGACGUGCUGAAGGAAAAGGUGCAGGAGGUAAAGUUCUCCGAUCGACUCGUUAGCUCCCCGGCGCUAGUGACUAGCAUCAUCACACCGCAUAUGCGCAAGAUGAUGAAGAGCCUCAUGGCCGGCAAGGAAAACGAUGGCCUGGGGAACAUCCCCAUGACCCUUGAGCUCAGCCCAAAGCACCACAUUGUGACCACGCUGGCAACCAUCCUAGCGUCCAACGAGCCCGUCGCCAGGAUAGCAGUAGAGCAGCUUUAUGACAACGCAUGCAUUGCGGCUGGGACCCUCGACGACCCUCGCGUGCUGAUGUCCAGGUUGAACAAGGUUCUGGAGAUGUUCAUCUACCAGGGCGCUGGAUUUGAUUACGCCAAGGGCGAGUACAGACAACAGCCUCCAACUCCACCACCGCAGUCACCAGAGCCGGAGCCAGAGGCUGUGAAGCCUCAAGCAGGGGAAGCCCGGCCCGAGAGCAACAAGGAUGCCAGCUCCAGCGCAUCCAAAUUUGAGGAGAUCAAGCCAGGCUCGUAG
This is a messenger RNA of Symbiodinium pilosum, 2220 nucleotides long. The record is from the annotation of a GenBank genome assembly. Lineage: Eukaryota; Dinophyceae; Suessiales; Symbiodiniaceae.